This is a messenger RNA of Loxodonta africana (African savanna elephant), 1214 nucleotides long. It is a transcript of the gene FABP5, whose product is annotated as fatty acid binding protein 5. Gene Ontology annotation, biological process: fatty acid transport. NCBI's taxonomy places the organism in Eukaryota, Metazoa, Chordata, Mammalia, Proboscidea, Elephantidae. The coding region runs from base 72 to 479 and encodes 135 amino acids. Gene Ontology annotation, molecular function: fatty acid binding. The transcript is spliced from 4 exons. The record is from RefSeq and is a predicted model, not a curated record. Gene Ontology annotation, cellular component: cytosol; nucleus.
GCACCCGCACUCCACGCUCCCGGGCCGGACCCUCUCUGCCUGCUCAGAACUGUCGCCUGUCCGCGCCCACCAUGGCCACCGUUCAGCAGCUGGUAGGAAGAUGGCGCCUGGUAGACAGCAAAGGUUUUGAUGAAUACAUGAAGGAAUUAGGAGUGGGAAUGGCUUUGCGAAAAAUGGGCGCGAUGGCCAAGCCAGAUUGUAUCAUCACUUGUGAUGGCAAAAACCUCACUAUAAAAACUGAGAGCACUUUGAAAACAACACAGUUUUGUUGUAACCUUGGAGAAAAGUUUGAAGAAACUACAGCUGAUGGCAGAAAAACUCAGACUGUCUGCAACUUUACAGACGGUGUUUUGGUUCAACACCAGGAGUGGGAUGGGAAGGAAAGCACAAUAACAAGAAAACUGGAAGACGGGAAAUUAGUGGUGGUGUGUACUAUCAACGAUGUCACCUGUACUCGGAUAUAUGAAAAAGUAGAAUAAAAAUUCUAUCAUCACUUUGGACAGGAAUUAGCUGUGAGAAUGAACAAGCUCAGUUCAAUGAGCAAAUCUCCAUACUGCUGCUUUUUUUUUUUUUUUCUUUACUGUGUUCAGUUAUUCCUAUCACAAACAUUUUACAUACUGUUUUGAAGUGUUGGUUUAAUUAGGAUCAUCCCUUUGGUUAGUAAAUAAAUGUGUUUAUGCUAAUACUAGUGUUGUGUUUAUUCUUUAACUUUAUAGGAAUUAGUGAUGAGUUUAAUAAUAAGGAGUUGAGUAAAGCUCUGGGAUAGUCUAGAACAGGCUAUGUUGACAUAUUCUGGUAAUUUGCGUGUGAAGUUACUUCCAAGGCAGAUAAGGUACCAAUGAUUAAAGCUUGUUGACACCAUUUGAACUUUGCAUCGACUCGAGAAUCUUAAAUUUCUGGCAGAGACUGUUCAAAUUAAAGGGUAACAGUGUAAACUGUUUAUAAUUUAAAUAAUUAACAAAAGCUGGAUCACCAUCAUUGACGAAAUCAUGUUUUAAUGCUGCCCUUAUGACUAUCAUUCAGGAAUUCUGCAACCAAAAAUUCAUUUAAUGAUGUUAUUGAGGACCUACCAUGUGCCAGGCACUGUUCUAGAGGUUGAGGUGUAUUUGAUCACAACAGACAAAUCAAUGCCCUCAGUGUGGGGAGGAGCACUCCAGCUUUAGAAGAACACUAAGUACUCAUUAAUAAAAACAAUACAGCUCAAUUAAUACUUC